This is a messenger RNA of Pecten maximus, 1239 nucleotides long. RefSeq names its product placenta-specific gene 8 protein-like. Lineage: Eukaryota; Metazoa; Mollusca; Bivalvia; Pectinida; Pectinidae. The coding region runs from base 116 to 484 and encodes 122 amino acids. The record is from RefSeq and is a predicted model, not a curated record. The transcript has 4 exons.
GAAGUGAUUCGUGGAAGACAUCAGUGUUGCCAUUCGUGGUUAAAGCUGUGAACGAAAUUUCACCAGAGAAGAUUUAGAGCAGUCUGAUUAAGCUGUAACCGUGACAACCCAACAAAUGAUGGAACAGUCUGUCACUACAGUGAUAAUACAACAGCCUGUCGAUCAGGCGAUUCCUCAAAGGAUCGGCGAGGUACAAGGACACAGAGACUGGUCGACUGGGCUAUUCGGCUGCUUCUCCGACUGCAGUUCAUGUUUGGCGACGAUUUACUGCAUGCCGUGCGUGCAGUGUAACAAUGCCACCCGACUUGGCGAGUGUAGCCUGCUGCCUAUUUGCUGCGCUGGCUCAAACGUCGCCAUGCGAACUCGCCUACGGACUCUCGGUGGAAUACGGGGAAGUAUCCUGAGUGACAUCUGUGUGACUGCAUGGUGCGAAUCGUGCGUUGUCUGCCAGAUGUCCAGGGAGAUGGACAAUAUGGGGAUGUAGAGCGGAGAUCCUGAGUUAUCAGAAAAGCCGUCCACAAUACAUAUACCACAGUUUAUCUUAGAAUAGUGCUUUAUUUUUAGGAUUUUAUUUUCUUUCUUAAUCUGAAGGAAAAUAUGUGUUUAUUUUCACAAAUAAUUUUAUAAAUAUCUGGCAAACGUUUUGUUUUUGAAAUAUGAUGAACUAGCUUGGACUUGUCUUUUGCUAUACCAAAACGGUGACCAUAAGAGAAAUUGUUUGUCAUAUGAACAAUUCAAUGACAAUUUUUCCGUCAAAAAGUUGCACACAUGCAUAUAAUAUGACUUUUGCGAUGGAAAUAACAAACAUUUAUUUAAAAAGGGAGGAUUUGUUAUUUAAUCGUCAUGAAUGAAAAGCUAUACCAAGAAAUCACUGUAACAAAAGCAUUCAUCAGUCAACGAUAUAAUAUAUAUAUAUAAAUAUAUAGGGUCUAGUACGUAAUGACGACGGUAUGGUCUGAUAUAUGUACCAGAUCCUAUCAAACUGAUGUUAGCUGGAUGCGUAUUACUGGAAAACGAUCAUUGUGACAUGCUGUCAUAACGACAGUACGGACAAGUAAAUUGUCAAAUUUUCGAGGCAAUUUUCCCCUUAAUCAAGACACAAGUAAAUUGUCAAAUUUUCGAGGCAAUCUUCUCCUUUAUCAAUACACAAAUAAAUUACAAACGAUCACAGAUAGACUUCUUUCUUUUGUAAAUACAAUUUAAAUUAAAUAAGUAAAAAAGAAAUUGAACUUGAAGACA